Molecule: messenger RNA, 1745 nt
Organism: Linum tenue
Lineage: Eukaryota; Viridiplantae; Streptophyta; Magnoliopsida; Malpighiales; Linaceae
Source: the annotation of a GenBank genome assembly
AUUAUAUCUUGACAGUGAGGCUCAAUUAAAGGAUCACUUCUCUUCUUGUUCUUCUCUUUCCCCUGAUUUCCAUUCCCUUGACACUGUUACAUCAACGCAACACCCUCUUCUUUCCAAGCAUAACGACUGCAUAAUAGCUUAAGCCAACACUCUGUCUAAGGGAAAAUGGCAGGCUACCGUUGGGAGUUCUCCGGGGCCCAUGAGACCCACCAGCCUUUCAGGCAUUUCUUCAAGGUGAUUAUGGCAGGAGCCGUUCAAAGCAAGAAACUGAUGCUGCCGGGGAGGUUUGUGAGGACUUUCAGAAACGAGCUUUACGAUGAAGUGCAGCUGCAAGUACCAACCGGCAGAGUUUGGACGGUGGGUUUGACAAGAGAACGGGGAGAACACGGAGAACCGCAAGCGUGGCUGGAUUUCGGAUUCGGCCAUUUUCUGGAUUAUUACUCCAUCACCGACCAGGGCUAUCUGCUGAUGUUUGAGUAUAAUGGUUUCUCCAGUUUCAAAGUGAUUAUUUGCGACAAGUCUGCUUGCGAGAUUGUGUACCCGCGCCCAAUACCUCUGUCAUCUUCUUCCGAUGAAGAAGACGAUGAUGAAGAGGAAGAGGAAGAAGAAAGCACCGAUUUGGACUUUGGUACCAAGGAGACCGAUGAAGAUUCUGAUUCUGACACCAAUGAAGAAGUCCCCCGUAUGCUUCCUCGGAGGGAAAACGGCAGACGCCGUACUGCUUCAGGGUCUCGCCGGAAACCACCCACGGAACGAUCCGCCGGCACUUCUUCAGCAGCAGCAGCAGGGGAACGAAACAGGGGAAAGCGGCCAAUUCCGACGGAGGAGGAUAGUGAUGGUGCUACAGAGGACUCCCAAUCUGCCGAUGACUGGGAAGUAGGCAGGGGCAAAAGAAAGAGAAAACAAGCGGCGGGGAGCAGCAAUGGCGCUUCAGGGUCUCGACACCACCAGCCAACACAAUCCAGUGCAGCAACACGCUAUCUUGAAACUGCUUCAGGGCGGGACAAAGUUCUGUGGAGCAGGCUGCUGGCAUCGAAGAUCAUGUUCUCGGCCAAGUUCCAGCUGACUUUCGCGAAGUUGUCUCGAGUGAGCAAGAAAGGGAUAGAAAAGGCCAUCUCUUGCAACAAGCAAGGGAACCCUUCGGUAUUAAUGGUCAUGCAGAAAUUCAAUAUCCAUCCAGGCAUUAUGUACCUUCCCACGAAGUUCGCCAAGGAGUACUUCCGCAGAGAUUCUGAAACGAUAGUGCUGCGUGCCUUUGAGGGGGGAGAAUUCGUGGGCGAAUUCGAGAUUUGUACCACCAGAAACCACAAACAGGUCCUGCUGUUCCUGUGUUGGGGUGAGUUCUGUCAGGCCAAUUACUUGGUCCAAGGAGAUGUAUGCUUGUUGGAGCUCGUUGAUAUGAAGGACAAGGUUUUUCAUGUUCAUAUCUUUAGGGCCUGAUGGGUAAUGAAGAUUCAGUGGGAUUGUGGGAAUUUGCUGAUGCUACUUUAGGGUGAUCUGUUUCAGAAACUAAGCUAUCCUUUCAUUGUCUUAGACUCUUAGUGAUUUGAUGUACUGUGUCAUAUCCGUCGUGUUUGUUUCUCUACCAAACUCGAUAUUAGUCAUUUUAGUUUUGCUUCCACAGCAGUUUCACUUCAGCAGAUGGGGUUGCAUGUUCGAUUGUUACUGUUUCGCCAAGGGUAAUCAAGUAAGGCCAAUCUUGAACAGCUUUCCUGAUGGUUAUUUGGGGGUGUUGAUUUGGUGCC